CUCGGGGUCCCCGCAGCACAACCACCGCCAUCGCCGCCAUCAUCGGGGGACCUCUGGCGGCCGGGGCUGCCCGCCGCGCUGCCUGAGCGGCUUCUGCGCCUAGCCAGACCCGGCGGGUGGCCUGUGAGCGAUGCUGUUGGCAGCCAUCCCAUUGGGCCUCCUGCUGGUAGCCUUCCUGUUCCUGAGACGCUUGGGCUGGGGCUUGGUAGCUAUCUUCUGGUUUGAGUACAUCCAGCAGCCAGUUCACAACCUGCUCAUGGGAGACACAAAGGAGCAGCGCAUCCUGCGCUAUGUGCAGCAGCACGCAAAGCCUGGGGACCCCCAGAGCGUACUGGAGGCCAUUGACACCUACUGCACACAGAAAGAAUGGGCCAUGAAUGUGGGCGAUGCAAAAGGCCAGAUCAUGGAUGAAGUGAUUCAAGAGCAUAACCCCUCGCUGGUGCUGGAGCUAGGGGCUUACUGCGGCUACUCAGCAGUGCGUAUGGCCCGCCUGCUGUCACCUGGUGCCAGGCUUCUCACCAUGGAGAAGAAUCCCGACUAUGCCGCUAUCACCCAGCAGAUGCUGAACUUCGCAGGCCUGCAGGACAAGGUUACCAUCCUUAUCGGGGCAUCUCAGGAUCUCAUCCCACAGCUGAAGAAGUAUGACGUAGACACACUGGACCUGGUCUUCCUUGAUCACUGGAAGGACCGCUACCUGCCAGACACAAUUCUCCUGGAGGAAUGUGGCCUGUUACGCAAAGGGACGGUGCUCCUAGCUGACAAUGUCAUCGUCCCAGGAACCCCUGACUUCCUGGCAUAUGUGAGGGGGAGCAGCAGCUUCGAGUGCACACACUACAGCUCGUACCUGGAGUACAUGAAGGUGGUUGAUGGCCUGGAGAAGGCAGUCUACAAGGGUCCGAGCAGCCCAAAGCAGCCAUGACCACCCAGUCUACCCCAGGCUCCCCAGCCAGCUUCACUCUGCAGGAAUACACACACACACACACACACACACACACACACACACACACACACACACACACACACUCAUUCAUUCAUUCAUUCAUGCUGACCCCUUCUGUGCUUCUGGGGCCUAUUGUCGUUCCAGAUUGGCACACUCUAAAAAGUAGUGAGCUCACUGCAUAAAACCACUGCAAAAAAUCUGGAAAAUAACUGUGGUAAAAGGCUAAAUUGACAGGUUAGAGGUAUCUCUCAGUGCUAGAGUAUCUGCCUUGCUUGCAUGAGGCCCUGGGUUCAAUCCCCAGGACCAAAGAACAAAAGGAAAAGAAAAAAAUUAAUUUGAGGCAGGUGUCAUCCUGAUGGGGUCACUAACUAGAAAAAGAAAUUCUCAUAAGGUUUCUGAAGGCAGGCCCAUAGGCACUGGCAUCACCGGUUAGGCUCAACACGAGGUCAGGAAGUUCAAAAUAUCUAGAAACUACUGGCUGCCCUCAAUGUUUGCUGUCAGCAGGUCGGAGCAAUGCCUCAGUGACAAUGCCGCCACCAGCAGCUCACACCACACUUCUGAAUCACAGUUUCAUCUUUUUAAGAAUGUAUCAUAACUUCUUUUCCAAAAUUGCCUAGCUAUAAUAAUCUUAUAUACGAAAUUCAUGUUUAAAAGAUAUAAAAGAGAAAUUAAAGCUCUAAAUAUUUGGAUACAAGAGAA
This is a messenger RNA of Nannospalax galili (Upper Galilee mountains blind mole rat), 1639 nucleotides long. It is a transcript of the gene Comt, whose product is annotated as catechol-O-methyltransferase. Bases 131 to 919 code for a protein of 262 amino acids. Gene Ontology annotation, biological process: dopamine metabolic process; catecholamine catabolic process; developmental process. The record is from RefSeq and is a predicted model, not a curated record. Lineage: Eukaryota; Metazoa; Chordata; Mammalia; Rodentia; Spalacidae. Gene Ontology annotation, molecular function: catechol O-methyltransferase activity; magnesium ion binding. The transcript has 5 exons. Gene Ontology annotation, cellular component: dendrite; membrane; axon.